Antechinus flavipes (yellow-footed antechinus) is the source of this 1828-nucleotide messenger RNA. Its product is annotated as serine/threonine-protein kinase RIO1-like. Gene Ontology annotation, biological process: maturation of SSU-rRNA. The record is from RefSeq and is a predicted model, not a curated record. Gene Ontology annotation, molecular function: protein serine/threonine kinase activity; ATP binding. Gene Ontology annotation, cellular component: cytosol; preribosome, small subunit precursor. Lineage: Eukaryota; Metazoa; Chordata; Mammalia; Dasyuromorphia; Dasyuridae.
CGGGGAAGACACUGCCUGGGCGGAAGAGUCGGGUGAGCCGGCAAUUACAUGAAAGAGGGUGUGUGGCGUAAAAGUGGUGUCCCCGAGGAUUAGCGCAAAGACCUUUAGAACCACGGAGCGCGGAACAGCGUCAGUCCCCAAUCCCAUCCCGACUCCAUCCAGGCCUGGUGGGCGAGAACAUCCUGCUUCCGCAAUGAACUAUCGGGAGCAGCUCAUGAGCCAAGCCGUCCCGGGGCAGUUCGAUGAUGCGGACUCCUCUGAUAGUGGAAGUAUGACCAGCAUGGAAACAAGCAGAGAGGAAGAAGAUGCAUCUAAAAGUUCUCACCAGAUUUUGAAUGAGGUUGAUGAUGAAAUUCAAGAAGAGGAUUAUGAAGAUUAUGAAGAUGAUGACGAUGAUGUUGAUUGGGACUGGGAUGAUGACGUUGGGAAAAUUACUAAGGGCUCUUCAACUGGAGGGAGUAACACACAGGCCAACCGACAAACUAGCCACUUCAAUUCGGCAAAAAUGUCAACUCCAGCAGACAAGGCCUUAAGAAAAUUUGAGAAUAAAAUUAAUCUAGAUAAACUUAAUCUUGAUGAUUCUGUUAUAAAUAAAGUCACUGAAAAGACUAGGCAAAAGGAGGCAGACAUGUACCGGGUUAAAGAUAAGGCGGACAGAGCAACUGUGGAACAGGUGCUAGAUUCAAGAACUCGAAUAACUUUGUUCAAGAUGUUAAGUAGAGGAGUCAUAUCACAAAUAAAUGGUUGCAUCAGCACAGGAAAAGAAGCUAAUGUGUAUCAUGCCAGUACAACAGAUGGAGAGAACAGAGCAAUCAAGAUUUAUAAAACUUCAAUUUUGGUGUUCAAGGAUAGGGAUAAGUAUGUAAGUGGGGAAUUCAGGUUUCGUCAUGGAUAUUGUAAAGGAAACCCCAGAAAAAUGGUACAGACUUGGGCAGAAAAGUAAAUGAGAAAUUUAAUAAGGUUAAACACAGCAAAAAUAUCUUGCCCAGAACCUAUCAUGCUAAAACAUCAUGUUCUUGUCAUGAGCUUCAUUGGUAAAGAUGACAUGCCUGCUCCUCUUUUGAAAAAUGCUCAGUUAUCAGAGGCCCGGGAGUUAUAUCUUCAAGUAAUUCAGUACAUGAGAACAAUGUAUCAGGAUGCCAGACUCGUCCAUGCAGAUCUCAGUGAAUUUAACAUGCCGUACUGUAAUGGAAAUGUAUACAUUAUUGACGUGUCUCAGUCUGUGGAGCAUGAUCACCCACAUGCCUUGGAAUUCCUAAGGAAAGACUGUGCCAAUGUCAAUGAUUUUUUUUUAAAACACGGUGUUGCUGUGAUGACUGUACGGGAGCUCUUUGAAUUUAUCACAGAUCCUUCUAUCACAAAAGACAACAUGGAUGAUUACCUCUUAAAGGCCAUGGAAAUAGCAGCCCAAAGGACAGAAGAACAAAGAUCCAAUCAAGAUCAUGUGGAUGAAGAAGUAUUUAAACGAGCUUAUAUUCCUAGAACUUUGAAUGAAGUUAAAAAUUAUGAGAGGGAUUAUGGUUGCAUUGAAGGUCUCACAGCUAGUCUGCUGAUCCCCUGGCUUCCGAACCACCACAGAAUAGCCAAUGCUGCUGUAUUUUGCAAAGAACCUCUUGGAUUAAAUGAAUAUAGGUUGCUCAAAUGUGUGAUGGGGGGAGGGCAGCCGUGGAGUCAUUCGAUGUUAGUAGUGGUUAGUUCUACAGAAGAAACUUCGCGUUUUGAUGCGAGAGCUUCUCAGAUGAUAAAGAUUAUUAAGAUAACAGCUGUUAGAGAGAUAAAGGAACCAAUUGAAGAUGAAACAUUUCCUAUUGUAUAUGUGUCUGAGUAG